This is a messenger RNA of Naegleria lovaniensis, 3078 nucleotides long. RefSeq lists its product as uncharacterized. The transcript is spliced from 3 exons. Lineage: Eukaryota; Heterolobosea; Eutetramitea; Acrasida; Naegleriidae. The record is from RefSeq and is a predicted model, not a curated record. The coding region runs from base 1 to 3078 and encodes 1025 amino acids.
AUGCGUUUGGGAGGUUUUGGUGGAUCCACCAAGAAAUCAUCAGCCUCUUCGAACAAUUCAUCGCCCUCAUCAUCUUCCGUAUCAUCCAACGAUGGUUCUUUGGGAAAGGCAAGUCCUUCCCGAAUCACUGGAUUUAAUUUAUUUAAAAAGAGAAAUACGAAUGGAUCAUCGAAUAAUUUAUUGGCAACAAGUGUUUCAUCCUCAUCACCACCGCCACCACUCUCAUCAUCAUUGGGUAUUCCAGAAAAGAAGCAAGUAUCAUCGGGGAGUAUGGUCAGUUCAGCCUCGACAGCAACAACGUCAUUGUCCAACACAGUGGUCUCUUCAAAAACUAAAUUAUCGGAUAUAAAUGUCGAGGAAGAAGACGGAGAUGAGGAUUUGAAUAAAUUGGAUAGAAAUAGUACUUUCAAACUCACGGAUGAUUCAUUAUUACUUCCGAGUUUGAGUGAAGGAGUGGAAUAUGAUGAAAAUUAUUUAUUGCAUCGAGGAUUUUUAGUGAAAGAGGGCGCUAAUGUUCAUAAUUGGAAGAGACGAUAUUUUAAAUUAUUUACCACAAGAUUAGAGUAUUACAAAUCUGAAAAUGACUCGAAACCAAUUAAUCAAAUUCCAAUUACCUCAUCCACACAAGUGGGAGAGGCUCCAGAGAAACAUCUCCAAAAACAACAUACGUUUAAAAUUAUUAAUCAAGAUCGAGUAUUGUUUGUGAGUGCAGCAAAUAGGGAUCAGAUGCUUGAUUGGAUUAAAAAAAUCAAACAAGCUGUAGCUUCCUCUCACUUGGUGAGCUCAACAUCAAAGACACUUCAAAGAAAACAAACUCAUGGAAAUUACAAAGAUUUCCUUUUAUCCACAUUUUCCGAAAAGAGAAGAGGGAAAUUACGGUCACAUAAUGCUCUGUCAACUAUGCCCUUUGAACAACUUUCUUCCACAUUUUCUCUAAACGAAAAAGAAAAAAAGAAAACAAUUGAAUCAUUUUGCAAAACAUUUUUUGAAAGUGGAAGAGAGAUUGACAUUAUUGGAGGAUCAUUUAGAAUUAAUUUCGCUAAAUAUUAUUCAACACUAAGAAAACUAUUGAACUCUUCAACAUUUCCCAUCGAUUCAUUCGAGUUUGUGUUGACAGGAGUAUGUCAAUACGAAAAACCACAGCCAUUUAUUGGAGGUUUUCCUAUAUAUCUAAAAGGAUCAUUUUUUAUCAUUGUGAGUCCUUCGAAUGACAUCAAAUGGGUUGGAUUUAGUAGCGUUAUUCUCAACAACAGCACAAUGAUAUUAUUUUCGCUCGGAGAUGUAGAUAGAGUGUUUUUCAGAGCAUCUCAACAUGGUAAAGAGGAAAGCUAUCACUUGUCCUUUGAAUUUAAUUCUUUACAACAAGUACAACGACGAACGAGCAUUUUUUCAAGCUCCAACAAUUCAAUCAACAAGUUGGAUUUUAGAUUUUCAGAUAGACACAUUUGGAGCUAUAUUGUGUUUGAGCUUGCCAAGUAUAAAUUCUUCCCUGUGAUUGAGGGUGACAUGAUGGACACUAUUGAAGAAGAUGUGUCAACACCUGUAACCCCACAGGAACGAUCUAGAUCUAAAUCAGUUGCUUCAAUGUCACAACUGCAAGACCCUCUACUCAAACAACCUCAGGAAUCAACCGAGAUGAAGAUUGAAAAUUCUCCAACCCCAUCGCAAGGGAAUUCACAGUCAGCUGCUUUUGAAAGUGAUGACGAACAGGACGAGGACAAGUCAGAAAGCAUACACGAGACAGAGUCACGAAAGGAGAAUGAAACAGCUCAGAUAGAAGAAGAGGACGAGCCUCUCACAGAAAAAGAUGAUUCUGACAACAUUGACAAUGAUCUUACUAAUGUCGAAACGUUGACAGAAAUGAUUCCUCCAGCCAGUGAAAUUACUUUUCCUAAAAGAAAAAAGAAAAAGGAGAAUCAAUAUGUAGAUAUCCACCAUCAUAUUCGACAAUUAGAAGAACAUGCCCAAGAUGAAUUUAUUUCUCUCUUCUCUAAUUUAUAUUACAAUCAAUUUAGUGAAAUGAACAAGACCAUGACACAAGGACAAAUUGUUUUUGCCGAUGAACGAGUCGUUGACAAAAUUUUUUCCACAUACCUCAAACAAAAGGAUUCUCUUGUGACCUAUUCCGGAAUGCUUUAUCUCACUAACAAUUUUUUAUGGUUUGAUUCGAUCGACAUGCGAUACCAUGCACUUAGGCCCUAUCAAUGGAUGAUUCAUUUGGGUGACAUUUUUUCGAUUCAAGUGAAUAUUUCUCUGUACAUUAUACGACUCAGUCUUGGAAAAAACCACAACUUGUAUAUUUCCCUCGAUGGAGAAGAUGAUUUUGAAUCAUUUAAAACUGAUAUUGGAUUCAAUGAUUUGAUAACCCUGGAUAUUAAUAACAUUACAAGUUUGAGAGAAAAGAGAUUUCUAUCAUCCUUGCGAAUCGUUUAUUGUCUUGUGAAAAAGAUUCAAUUUGCAUACAAUUUGGAUCGACAAGUAUUCCACCACGAUGAACAUUUUGAAUCCAUUCUUAGAAAUGAAGACAACGCAGAUGAUGAUCAUUUGACCAGUGAAGCAAGUAACACCAAUAGUGACACUUCAGUCGAGCUCACCAUUCUCAAUGUUGGCAGUGUUCGAGAAUCCAUGAUUAAUAACUAUUUUGAGCAGCAACGACAAGAUGCCACUCCAACCACUCUCAACAAUACAACCGAUACUGAUUUUGAUGAUACCACGUAUGAUGCAGUGAAUGAUGAUGAUGACAAUCAUGAUGAAUAUUUUGAUUUACAAACGUUUGAAGUUGAACUUGUUCAAAAGUUUAAAAACAAGAAAGUCAAGGUGAUUGCCAAGCAAAAUGUUGUGGAUGACUCCAAAGUUAUUGAAAUCAAAGAUCUCAAAAAGGACAAGGCCAUCACUGAGAUACCCAUCGAUGAAAAUACCAAUGUUGCUCUCUCAGGCAAAAACGUCUUUUCACUCUCCUUUCAAUCCAAAAAGAAAAAGAAAACUGAGGUUAUGAAAUUUGAAUGCAAAACUGUGGAGGCCUCGUUUGUUGUAAAUUAUUUCACUGAUUUUAUGUUAUCAGGAAGUGUCGACGAAUAA